GCAACUUAGAAGCUGACGAAGCGACGUGUCUGUGUUUGACAGGAUAUCAGUUUUCUCUUUAUAGAGAUGGUUGAUAAUACAGGCAAUUAUUUAGAUAGAAAAAGCCAUAAGUAUAAUUUUUCUGUUGCAGGUGCGAGAGCUAGUUGUAGUUCAGGUGAGGAUGGUGCCAGUUCCAUUAAGGAGCAAGAUCGAUUGCUUCCCAUAGCUAAUGUUGGGCGAAUCAUGAAACAGAUUUUGCCUCACAAUGCAAAAAUCUCGAAAGAAGCAAAAGAAACCAUGCAAGAAUGUGUAUCGGAGUUCAUUAGCUUUGUUACUGGAGAAGCAUCAGACAAGUGUCACAAGGAGAAGCGAAAGACAGUUAACGGAGAUGAUAUUUGUUGGGCUCUUGCCACUCUAGGGUUUGAUAACUAUGCGGAUCAAUUGAAAAGGUACUUGCAUAAGUAUAGGGAAUUUGAAGGACAAAGAGCUAAUCAAAACAAGGCUGGUGGCAGCGAAGAAAAGGAUGAACCAUCCAACGUUUAUAGGGCUGAACCAACAAGGAAACCUGCCGUUUCUUUUUCAAAUCAAUUGAACUUCAAUGUGACGGACAGGAGUAAUAAUAGCUCCGGCCGUUUUUGAAACAUAUGUGUUUGAAGCGUGGUAAUUUUUCUAUUUUUAUAUUAUGAUGUGCCUAUAAUUUUAUGAUGCUCUAUAUUACAUGGGGGAGGCCUGGAUGCUGUGGGGACGUUUCAGAUGUUUCGGCCAUUGAGGCCAAAGGACCCUUCCCCUGUUAUCAGCUUGAGAGUUACGGGGAAUCGAAGCUAAUCCUUGUAUUUAAUUUCUGCUGAAAUUAUGCUUUCGUAUUAGAUAGUAUUAUAACUAAGUUGCACCGACAGCUCUAUCUUGGUUUGUAAUUUGGAAUUUUAUCUGAAUAUCUAGGGUCUGGGUUUGGUUUGAGAUUACUAUAUAA
Molecule: messenger RNA, 949 nt
Organism: Mangifera indica (mango)
Lineage: Eukaryota; Viridiplantae; Streptophyta; Magnoliopsida; Sapindales; Anacardiaceae
Product: nuclear transcription factor Y subunit B-4-like
Exons: 1
Coding region: 67-618 (183 amino acids)
Biological process (GO): regulation of transcription by RNA polymerase II
Cellular component (GO): nucleus; CCAAT-binding factor complex
Molecular function (GO): protein heterodimerization activity; DNA-binding transcription activator activity, RNA polymerase II-specific; RNA polymerase II cis-regulatory region sequence-specific DNA binding
Source: RefSeq, a predicted model, not a curated record